Trichosurus vulpecula (common brushtail) is the source of this 762-nucleotide messenger RNA. Its product is annotated as spindle and kinetochore-associated protein 1-like. The record is from RefSeq and is a predicted model, not a curated record. Lineage: Eukaryota; Metazoa; Chordata; Mammalia; Diprotodontia; Phalangeridae. Bases 1 to 762 code for a protein of 253 amino acids. Gene Ontology annotation, biological process: mitotic cell cycle; chromosome segregation; regulation of microtubule polymerization or depolymerization. The transcript has a single exon. Gene Ontology annotation, cellular component: mitotic spindle; outer kinetochore; spindle microtubule. Gene Ontology annotation, molecular function: microtubule binding.
AUGGCUGGUGCAGAGCUGGAAGAUUUGUGCUCUCAUAUCAAUGAAAAACUUUCCCACGUUAAGAAAAUUCUGCAAUUAAAAAACAUAGGACAUGAUCCAGCCUUAAAGACUGUGUUUUGGAAAAUUAGAAAUGAAAUGACUCUUCUAAAUGACCUUUUAAACAAGUUGGAGUUGGAGGUUCAAUAUCAAGAACAUAUCAGGAAUUCACUUAGGGAGUUACAAGAAUCCCUUGAUGGAAAUUACAAAGAAUUACAUAACUUUAAGGAAAAUAUUCCUCCUCAUUUGCCUAAAGUAGUCCAGAGCUGUGUGGUGGAACCAAAUGUUAAUCCUGAAGAGCAAGUUAAAAUUACAGCAUCUGAACACCCAAAGAAACCCCCCAAAGAGCAAAAACCAAUUAAAGAAAUUUUACUGGUAACUUCUCAUGAAUUCGAUAAUGUGCCUGCGUAUAUGAAGUCUCGUCUGACAUACUGUCAAAUUAAUGAUUUUAUUAAAGAAAUCAACAAGGCAGUGGCUAGCAAAUAUAGAAUCCUAAAUUUGCCCAAAAAAACUAUGAAUUCUUCUAUCAGAAAUCUGUAUCACAGAUUCAUUGAAGAUGAAACCAAGGAUACCAAAGGCCAAUACUUUGUAGUAGAAGCUGAUAUAAAAGAGUUCACAAAUUUGAAAGUUGACAAGCGGUUUCAUGUGCUACUGAACAUUUUAAGGCACUGCCGACGGCUGUCAGAAGUCUGUGGAGGAGGACUUGUCCGUUAUGUUAUAAACUGA